AUGACGUACGUAAGCACACAGAAACCAGAUGCUCCCGUAGAACAAAGCAUGUCCUUGGAAGAACUUAAGCAAGGACUCUUGGAAAUAACCCCAAAGGGAACAGAAAGAAUAUCCAGAAGCGAAUUAAUUAAAAUAAUCACUACAAUGGGUGAUAAGCUUACACUAACUGAGGCAACCCAGGUUCUUUCCCUGAUUCCCACUGUAAAUGGCGUAAUUGAAAUUUCUUCUUUGAUAGACAAAUUGCACGGGACUUUUGAAUAA
This is a messenger RNA of Nematocida ausubeli, 261 nucleotides long. RefSeq lists its product as uncharacterized. NCBI's taxonomy places the organism in Eukaryota, Fungi, Microsporidia. Bases 1 to 261 code for a protein of 86 amino acids. The record is from RefSeq and is a predicted model, not a curated record. The transcript has a single exon.